CCACCUUCCCGGAUGUACACUAUGAUCCGCUGAACGAGGCAACAAAGGUCCAUCGUAGACAUCGAAAAUCGUCGAUUUACACCCACCAGGUGUGUGGGGAUGGCGUAUCCUAUGACGAAGUAUCGGGGUUUUAGAGUGAUCAGCCCACUGACGGUGCCCAAGUCUGAGGAGAGGCUCGCGCCGGAAGGAAAUGGACACAGCGGGACGUCAACACCUGUUGAUUACCCGGAUGGUGCGAAGCAGCAUUUCAAGUUCCGAACACAAGAUGAAGUAGCAAAGCUGAGAGCAGAGCUGGAAUACGAGAAAGUAAAGGUUCAACGUUUGGAGCGAGAGAAAACUCAACUCUCACGAGAACUACAGGAAGUUCGAUUAGAGAAAGACUGGGAAUUGAAUCAGAUGACUAAAGAAUUACAACAGCUUAACACUAAACUGAAGGACGAACAGCAAAGGAACACCGAGUUGAUGAACAUGUUGGUGGCAGAAAGACUCAAACAAGAAACUGAGAAAUCGAACCAGUCGUCACCCCAGAUGGCACCCAGUGAUGUGCGUUGGAAAGAAGACUUGGAGACGCAGUUGAGAAGGACAGAGGAAAGGUGUACGGAGCUCGAGAUUGCGUUGAAGUCUCUCGAAGAGAAAUCAAGCCAGCAGAAUGCAAAGAGUGUCAUUGACGGCUAUGUGCAACAGCUUGUUCAAGCGGCUGCAUCCGGAGAUUUAGAGACUUUGACUAGUCAUCUUGAGAGAGCUGAUAGCACGUCCGUGUCAUCUGCUGCACACACAGCAGAGACAGACGGAACGACUGCAUUGCAUGCUGCAUGUGAGACUGGAAACAGCGGGUGUUUGCAAGUGCUUUUGGAGGAUGGUGGCAAUCCGAAUGCCGUGAGACCGAAAGACAAGAUUAUGCCUCUACACCUGGCAGCCACAAAUGGUUAUAAGAGUUGUGUUGAGAUUCUGCUUGAGCAUAAGGUUGAUGUGAAUGCUGUUGACAAGCAGGGAUACACGAGUCUUUGUUAUGCGGCGGGAAAGGGGAGUGACGAAUGUGUGCAGUUGCUGUUACAGCAUGGAGCUUAUGUGCAGGCAGUUACAAAGGCUGGUCGAACACCCUUACAUCUCGCUGCAUCAGGCGGCUUUCGUCAGUGUCUCCAACACCUACUGAAUGCCGCACACUACCAAGGACAAACGAGUGAGCUAGUCAACCAUACGGAUCGAGACGGAUGGACAGCACUUCACUUGGCAGCUCGAUCAGACCAUAAAGGUUGCCUUUCAUUGUUGCUGGGAUGUACAGAGGUGUCUGUGAACGUGCAAGAUAACUGGGGACGUACGGCGCUAGACAUGGCCGCAUCCAACGAAUGCAAAGACAUUCUAAAAAUGAGAGCAGAUUCUCAUUGUCUGACGGUCCACUUGACGGGUAAACACGAAUCGCCCAUCGGCGUCAUUCGCGUGCAUCCGUACAACGAGUGGGCUGAUAUUGAUCAGUCGGUGGUGUCGGUUCUUGUCGAGUAUUCUCAGUUUAUGAGCGGCAAGCGGGUCAUUCCGGAUCUUGCCGUUGAGAUGCCAAAAUUUUUGCCGAACAUCAUGCUGGAUGAUGUUGACAGCGGCAUGAGAAAACUCCUCCAUCAUUCACCUCACUUGACACGACACAAGACGGACAGUGUCUUGACUCACGUGCCUGUUAGUCAACCGGCUGUGGGCAUUACUGAUGAUGUGGGAGUCAUGACGUCAGGAGGGCAGAGUGAUGAAGAGUUUAAGCUUGGUUUGGAUUCGGUGAAGCUUUGUGAGGCGGGAGAAUUAAUGUGGACGAUUGGUGAUGCACCGUUAGCGUCUAGUAGUGGUGGUGCUCAGGAAGACGUUCUUGGAGUUUUGCCGCCGUUUGUUGCAUUUAGAGAGUCGUCGUUGCAACUGACUGUGCAUCUGAAAGACAUGCUGCAUGAUGGACAGCUGGACCAACUAGCAUCCAAUCUCCUAAUCCCAAUCAAGAGCCUGGACACAUACCUCCAUCUGUUGGAAGACAGCAAGGCAGUUGUGUUGUGUGGUCCUGCUGGCACAGGAAAGAGUUACCUUGCACAGCAGCUUGCCACGGCAUUGAAGGAAAAACUGAGUCACAGUGGAAGUCCAGAAGGUGAAAUAACACACGUGGCACUAAACAGUGGAUUUACUCGCUCGAAUCUUCUUUACCUGAUGCACACCAAAGGGUUUCUUGUUUCAGCAGAGAAACAGACAGGUGGAGAGUUGAGCGUUAGUGCAAGGAAAGCUCCGUCGAUUGUGAUCCUGGAUAAUCUGGAGAGAGUGUCUGUGUGUGAUGUUUUUGCGGAGGUUCUGACGGCGCUGAACUAUCGAGGACCGAAGAAUAGUUUGUGGCUUGGUGCCGUGUGUCAGACUGGAGAGCAUGGAAAGAUGGAGAUGUACCAUGAAGGACGAUAUUAUCUCAAGCAGUCGGCGUAUUUUAUUGCUACGAUGGACAAGCAUGGGUCAACAGAAAUGGAUGUGAGCAUUCAUUCGUACUUUAAAUGGAUUGCUUGCCGUUUCGAUGUGGAUCCAGUCAAAAAUUUAUUACAGAGAGACUUGAGACAGAAAGUACUCGCUGUAGGUCUCGGAAGACUGCCAUCAAGUCGAGAUGAAUUGUUUCGGUUGACUGAGUGGGUGUGGAGAGUGUGGCAUAGAGUAAACACAUGCGCUGCUCUACUGGAGCUUCCAGAGCUUCUAUUGGGUAUGAAACUAUUCGCGUCAUGUCCAGUGGAGAAGAGCGAUGGCAAAGCUAUUAUGCAGUGGUUUACUGAUCUCUGGAAUUUUGGCAUUGCUCCGUGUGUGCAAGAUGUUGUGCUGAGAAAUGGCCGAUCAUCUAGAAUUGUUGCAGGUCAUCAUGUGAUGUCUUCGUCUGUUCUGUUGGCUAUCAUUUAUAAAGCAAUUCUUCCUGAGUGUCCAUUAGAAUCAGCAGAACUUCAGCAAUUUGUUAAAAGUUUAGUCGGAUACAGUGAAGGUCAUCAGCUUCUUCAUGAUCUUAAACACCAAAUUGGAAAGGAACCUUCUCGUGUUCCACAAUCUCCAAGGAAACAACGGAAGACACCCUCACCUAUUCAUGUGAGAAAACUGUCCAGCGUGCAUGAGGGACGUCAGGACUUACAUGAUGGUAAGCCAAUUGUGGCACCUAAACCUGCAAAGGAGAAGUACAGGCCAACUCAAAGUCGAGAUGAAUUGAGUGAAAAUCCUUUUGUAAUAUCUCCAUCCAAAGAACGACAAAAAUAUUCUUCUUCUGAAGAGGAAGUGAAGAGCACAAAAACGAGUAAUCCAUCAUCUCCACCAUUUACUGAAACAAGUUCAGGUGGUAGUGAAAGUCCAGAUAAGAAGAAGUCUUAUGAAGAAAGAGAGAUAAAACGCACGUCAAGUUGGGCAGGUGACUUUGCUCGGCGGCUGUUUGGUCGACUGAAACCAAAAAGUCGUAGUAAGCUGCCUCAUCGUAUCAAAGAGGAAGAAACAACUAAGUCUAGUUGUGAACCAGUGGCAGCACUUAAUGCAUCUGAAGAGCAAGUUCCCAAACAGAAACGGAAGCAGAAACAUUCAGCUGUUGUAGUUGAUGUAAAAUCACCAGAAGAGCAGGAUGGCAAGCAUGAAAUCACAGAGCCAAAAGAAAGUCAUCAGACAUUACCAGAGGUGAGAGCAAAGCAUUCUGUGACUUCAGAAACAAGAGAGGGUCGUCUCACAUCAGAGCCAAGAGAAAGUCAUCGAGCAACAGAGUCAAGAGUGCAUCAAUCAAUGAUUCCAGAAUCAAGAGAGGCUCAUCUCACUAUAGAACCACAAAAGUCUCAUCUAGCGGCACUGGAACAAAAAACAAAUCUAUCAAACAGACCAGAAGCAAGAGAAAGUCGCUUCACUUCAGAACCAAGGGAGACUCGUCUACAUUCACCUCAAGAGUCUGUAUCAAGUAGGGAAAGGAGAAGUGGUGUAGUCAACAGUCCAAUGGUGAGACUGGCAUCCUCUCAGAGUCGAGGCAGUAGACAGCAGCAUUCAUCACCAACAUGGCGAGAUCGCAAUCUUGAUCGAGGUCGUCGAGGCGGUUCAUUUCGACUCAAAUCUUCAUCUGGAGAACUAGACAUGCCACAUCGAAUUGAAAUGCCACCAUAUCGACCUCGUGCUAAUAGUGAUGUUAGUCUGUUCAACCAACCAUCAAGUUUCAAACCAAACCAAGCAAAAGAAGGCAGAGAAAGAGUAGGACACUUAGCGUUUUUAGACAACCUUCCUGAAACUAAAGAUCUGACAAAAAACAAAGUUGUUACAGUUGCUGAUGUUCAUGUCGGAGGUGCAUCUUCCAUACCUCUCCCUGUAAAGACUCAGAGGUCAACAUCUCAUGUAUUACAAUCCCAGUACAGUCCUGUGAAGAGGGGAGCUUCGGAUUCUAAGGAAAAAACAAGGACUGUGUCGUUGUUGAGCUCUGUCUCGAAUUCUGGUCCACCAAAGUUGUCAAAGCCUGGACGAGUAGCAAGAACAUCUCAAGUGUAGUAACAUUACAUUGUAGGACACAGUCAAUGGGCUUUUGUUAGGUAGGUGAUAUAGUAUUAGACAGCAGCAUUAGAGACAUGAAAUUAAUUAGUUAUUUCGGAGACAACAAAUUGUGUUUGCUUUGUAGAUUAGAUACAAAGUGUGUUGGAAAUGUGUUUGCAUAGUAAGAAGCUUGAUAGAUUCAUUUAUAGUUUCAGAUCUAAUUUAUGUAAUAAAUUUAUGGUGUAUGAUAUCACAA
Messenger RNA from Corticium candelabrum, 4729 nucleotides. RefSeq names its product cortactin-binding protein 2-like. Gene Ontology annotation, molecular function: ATP hydrolysis activity; protein binding; ATP binding. The transcript has 20 exons. The coding region runs from base 100 to 4491 and encodes 1463 amino acids. NCBI's taxonomy places the organism in Eukaryota, Metazoa, Porifera, Homoscleromorpha, Homosclerophorida, Plakinidae. Gene Ontology annotation, biological process: positive regulation of transcription by RNA polymerase II. The record is from RefSeq and is a predicted model, not a curated record. Gene Ontology annotation, cellular component: nucleus.